CAUAAAACCACUCAGGGAAAAAUUACCUUCAUACCAACGUUUUACUAAAGAAAAUUAAACAUAAAUCUGGAUACGUUAAAUCCAUCGCUGAUGGCUCCACGUCGAAAUAAUAGUGGUCCUUCAUCCAUUGACGUUCAAAAUUUGUUAGGAAUUGAUUCAAAUACUCUUCUGAUAGAACGAUUUACAACAAACCAAGACUUUAUAGAACCAAAUAUGACACGUUGCUGCAUUCCCAACACCGAAUGUUUGAAGUCUAUCGACUUUGGACUUAUCAAUCUCGAUGACUUGAGUGACUGUGUCCGAGUUGUUUGUAAUAAUGAGUCCUGUCAAGCUGGCAAUUAUAUGCAUCGUGAAUGUUUUGAUGCUUGGGAAUCGCGUAUUUUAAACCAUCUUAAAACAAAUGGUCGUGCCAGAUCUUGGUCAGAUAAACAAAGACAACAGAAUUUGUGGACUAAAAAGGGAUACGAACUUGUCUAUAAAAUUUGCAGUUGUCGAUGCGGACGUGGACACCUAAAAAAGGAUCUAGAUUGGGCUCCUCCACAAACGAACGGUUUGAUUGAACGAUACGAUGAUGAGGCAAAUAAGAAGAAGAAGAAAAAGAAUAAGAACCAGAAGUCAGUUCUUGGACUAAAUGUCAAUCAAAAUAGUCAACAAGUACAGAAAAUGACGGGACUGGAAUUGAACACACUUUUGGAGAAUACAUCUCGUGGUCGUUCCAAUAGUUUGUCAUCCAGUAAUGGGUCUUCUUCUCCCCCAAUGACGUCAUCGGAGCAAAGCAUUUCUCCAAUACAUUCUGGAUUGAAUCCGAUUUCAAAUCAGGUUGAUGCAAAUAAUAGACCCUUGACACCUAGGACAAUAACCGAAAUCUACUCAGAUCGUGUUCGCCAAACAUCAGGAGCAAAUGGAAUAUUUUCACGCCGUUUGGACUUUUCGUCUUUUAAUGUUUUGCCAAAAUCCCGCAUUAACUCAUAUUCAAUUAAGAUCGAAGAUGAAGGAAAUCAUGGAAAUGAUGAGACACGUUUGUUUAUUUUAUCGUCAUUAGCAGCACAGCAUAAAAGUCGUGUAGCAUGCGUUUUAUGUGAAGAACCUAUGCUUGUUUUUGAUAGAUACCCAUUAGUUGAUGGCACAUUUUUCCUCAGCCCUCGACGUCACACUACUGGAUGUAUUGAGGUAAAAUAUGAAAAUCGAGUUCAAUAUUUGACAUCUGUUUGUAUGGCUUGUUUGGAAGGAGUUUCACCAUCCAGAGUUAUUCGAUGCAGGUUUUGCACCCAGAAAUGGGAUGGAUCAUCGCUUGUUAUGGGAACAAUGUACUCCUAUGAUAUUUUUGCAGCCAUGCCCUGUUGCACCGAACGACUCAAGUGCAACAAUUGUUUCAAACUGCUAUUACACCCAAAUCAACGUCUUAACUUCUUUAGUGACUAUAGUCAUUCUGUAUCAUGUCCAUAUUGCACUUCUCAAGACAUGCACUUUGUCAAACCACUUAACUACUGCUAUACAAAACAACCGUGUCAGUUAUAUCAGCAGUGGCCAUAACAUGAGGCCACGUUAGAAUCUCCUAAAUCUAAAAUGUUUGCUCCGGCAUCUGCAUCGACGCCUACAUCGGUAAAAAAUAGGCGUCCAUCAAAUUCUGAUCCAAUUGUAAAUUCAUUAAUGCAAGAGUUGCACUCAAUGAAAUUAAUCAAUGGAAUUGAUACAUGUGAAAGUAAAAGCGGAGACUCAGGAUUCUUAUCAUCUGGAGAUUCUAGCGUAAAUGGAGAUGCUUAUAGUAAUAAUGCAAGCGUAGUUUUGCGAGCCAAUAACCCAUCACAUAGCUCUGGAAAUGCCUGGGAUCAAAAGACAAUUUGGGAUCUAGCCAAUUCAUUUAACAAUAGUGCUAUCUCUAAUGAUAAUAAUUUUGGCAUAAAUAGUACCAAAGAUUCUAUUUGGUCUAUGCAAUCAUCACCAGUAACAUCUAACAAUGUGUGGGAAAAUACUUUGAA
Molecule: messenger RNA, 1979 nt
Organism: Culicoides brevitarsis
Lineage: Eukaryota; Metazoa; Arthropoda; Insecta; Diptera; Ceratopogonidae
Gene: heca
Product: headcase protein
Exons: 6
Coding region: 91-1533 (480 amino acids)
Source: RefSeq, a predicted model, not a curated record